AUGAUCAAGUUGAACACCCCCACAGCCGAAGUUGAGAUUGUGGAAGAGCAGGAGCUGACAUCGCUGGAACAGUUUCUCUCCAACAUCGGGGGAAUGGUCGCGCUCUACUUGGGAAUCUCUUUCAUCGGUCUCUACGAAACCUUGGAAAUUCUUGCCGUGUGGGUGAUGUCCCGAUUCUUCAAGGCUCAGUUUCCACGCGUACAUAUGGGGGAGGCCCUCACUAAUGAAAACACGGAAAGAUUCGACAAUUCCAACGUGGCGGAUGAUUCCCUCAAACGCGACGUGGAAUUGCGGAAGAGAGUGGAGUUCCUGGAACAAUACAUUCUUGAAUUCAGGAAGGAAGUGGGUUCCCUCAUGGUCUACAUCUGUGUAGUAGGAACUCAAUUCGCGUACUUCUUCAUGGUGAUGUCGAGUUUCCUCCUCAUGAUUAAGUUUCGCGCAUUUCGUCAUCUAUUACAAAGUGGAGAAAUGGACUUCAGUGAAGAAGAAUUUCGAAUCGUUCGUUUUCGGGUCUCCAUAGCGGCCAUUGCUCACGGAAUGUUUUGGCUCGUGUUGGCGAUGGUGACCUUCGCUUUCACAUGGUCCAUGGUGAAUUCAAUCCCGGCAUGGCUUGCCCUUAUUCUCACAGAUAUGAUUCCCUUAAUCGAGGAAACGUUGUUCUCAUCCGUCAUGGUUGCGAUCGGAGCGAGCUUCGAUUGCCUAAACCGACGUGCGCUAAUCUUUGUCCAGGCAGACGUUGGGAAAACAGGAAAUUUUCGAAAACCAGGGCAAAAAGGUAUCGAAUUCGGCCAUUCUGAUGGGAGUCUCUGUUCCUCGGAAGAAAACUCAGACGGAAUGUGGCAUCCAGGUGUGGGAAUCUCCACCGCCAAACAGGAUGGCGAGCAGAUCCGCCCUCCUCGCUGGAAGACGCCUGCUCCACCGAACACCACCGACUCGGUCGAUGGGAUUCAAUUCAUCCAGACCAUUAGAUGCAACCACAGUCGCUUGUGUCAUCUUCUCGACCUCUCUUCGAGCCUCUUCUCUGAGAUCCUGCUCGUGAAGGCUCUCACAACCUUUGCGACGGCUCUCUUCACCGCCUUCAUCGUCUUAGCUCCCGUCUUGAUAAAGUCUGCGACGAAGUUUCCUUACUUCUGCUACAUUCCUGGGUUCAUCAUAACCACGGUGAAACUUUUGUCAACCUGCAUCGUCUGCCGAAGCGUCAAGCACAAUAUGGAAAUGUUUGAAAAGGAAAUUUCCCGGAGUUGGAGACCUGUGACUGCCUGCGGCCUGUUCGAGGUCGAUCUCCCGCUUCUUUCAGCUACGGUGGUGAACCUGUCCACCUUCUUCGUCACCCUGCUCCAGUUCCACCUCUCCCUAGAACCUUAAUUCAGAGGCACAGGACCACAUUAGUGAUUCGUUAGUGCGGAGUGUUACACACAGAAAAUUCAGUGCACCAAUUUGAGGCAUUUUGGUUGUGAGAAAUCUGUCCCCAUGUGAUGCG
This is a messenger RNA of Darwinula stevensoni, 1480 nucleotides long. The record is from the annotation of a GenBank genome assembly. Lineage: Eukaryota; Metazoa; Arthropoda; Ostracoda; Podocopida; Darwinulidae.